CUUCCCUGAUUUUCAUGUCGAAAGACUCAAAACGGCCAGCUUCUUCGAUAGACAGUGAAGAUGAGAGUGUAGAAAGAAAAGUUCGUCGGAAAGUAGAAAUCAAGAACGAGAAAGCAGCGGCAGAAACUUCGGUGUCUCUGGUUUCAAAUGACAUGGGUCGGGAUCUCCAGGCCCUCCAGAUUCAGAACAACCAAAUCCAGGAACUGAUAAACAAACAGCUGAAGGCUUUUGCAGACACACAGAAGAAACUCGCUCAAGAACGCGAAGAAUCUGUCCUCGAGAAUGCUGCCCUCAAAUCUGAAAAUGAACGGAUGAAGAACAUGGUGGAGAAGGAAUGGAUGGAUAAACUUCAAGCGGCCAAGAACGAGGCGAAAGGAAUGAGACAGGAGAACGAAACGCUGAAACAAGAGUUGAAGGAUAAACUUCGAGCGGCCGAGAAUAAGGCGAAAGGGAUGAAGCAGGAAAACGAAACGCUGAAACAAGAGCUGGAACUACUGAAGAACUGGAAGAGCAAGAUGAAUCAAUUAAAGGGCGAUCUGGAUACUCUGUUCAACAUGGACUCCGCACAGAUCCAAGCGCCAUCCGUUGACCCCGUUCGAACGCAGAAAAACGCGCCACCGGUACUGAGAGGUGUCAAUGGCACGUCAUCACAGGGAACACCAUCCGAGCAGCCUACUGUACGGCACGUACAACAGAUCGUGGACAACUCCGAAUCUCAACCUCGCCCACAGUCAUCACCUCUUUCCAGACUAACAAACAGCGGCGGCAGAGAUGCCCGGGUUCGCAUAUUCCCCCUUUGUUGAGUUGGCUCCUUCUCACGUGCGCUUUUUUCUUCUUUAUGUGUAUGUCUAUAGGUCAAGUUCGUGCGUUCUUACCCUUCUCGACAUUCUUGUUCUUUCAUGAACUUCGCGUACAUCUUUUGUAGACCGGCAAGCCACUGAGAAGGCAGUUAUCAGGCCCGGCGCGUCGUUGUAAGGCGGGGCCAUUGAACGCCACCCCCACCGCCAGCCCGAGGACUAACGUCUACCAGCCUGCGUCUGAUUAUGAUUAUGACGAUAUGUGGGCGGCGCUAUUGGAUUUGCCCACCCCAUUUCGAUAAUGCCGUACUGUCCAGGAAUUGUGUUGCGUCGGAAUUUAUUCAUUUCUUGUUUGUUUACAUGUCGCCGUUAAAUACAUUACAUAAAGCUAGCUUUGGAAUCUGUAUCAAGAAUGUUCAAGCACACCG
Molecule: messenger RNA, 1225 nt
Organism: Marasmius oreades (fairy-ring Marasmius)
Lineage: Eukaryota; Fungi; Basidiomycota; Agaricomycetes; Agaricales; Marasmiaceae
Exons: 5
Coding region: 15-803 (262 amino acids)
Source: RefSeq, a predicted model, not a curated record